Molecule: messenger RNA, 3182 nt
Organism: Rhinichthys klamathensis goyatoka
Lineage: Eukaryota; Metazoa; Chordata; Actinopteri; Cypriniformes; Leuciscidae
Gene: pkn3
Product: protein kinase N3
Exons: 22
Coding region: 244-3066 (940 amino acids)
Biological process (GO): protein phosphorylation; signal transduction
Molecular function (GO): ATP binding; small GTPase binding; protein serine/threonine kinase activity
Source: RefSeq, a predicted model, not a curated record
CCUCCCAGCUGACAGUCAGCCACCUGUAUCUUCUUCCAGCACACAACAGCACAACACUUUUUAUUCCCUUUGAAUGUCUUUUUUGUUUGAGCUCUCUCAGAUUCACUUGGAAGUCUGGAUAUGGUUUCUAGUGUCAUUCAAUCAGGCACCGCGUGAGCCAGAGCCAGCCGAGAGCUCGAGCGAAGAGUCGGUUAGUCCGAGCAGCAUCAGUGUCUGUCUGCGCGUGUCGGACUCUCUUUCACAAUGUCGGGCGUGACGCUACAGAGCAGCUGUCUGCGGGGUCUGGCUGAAGGUGACCUCAUGGACCCUGAGUUCCAGCAGCGUGUAGAGGAUGCCAUUGCCCUUCUCCGGCAGGAGAUCCAGCGGGAACUGAAAAUCAAAGAGGCGGCUGAGCGACUGCGACGGGCGGUGACCAACCGCAAGAAUGCUGCCGAUGUGGACGGUCAGCUUAGAGCCUCCAGCCGCAAACUCGAGCAGCUCCACUGGGAGCUCCAGGAGCUGAAUGCACGUUCUAUGGCCACACAGAAAGAGACUGUGUCAGAUGAUGCCACCUCUCCAGACCCUUGCCAUUGGGAAGAGGUCACGUCACCCUUGGGCAGCCGUGUCCGUACUUUGAAAAAACAGCUUACCAUGGAGCUCAAAGUAAAACAAGGAGCUGAGAACAUCAUCCAGACUUACGCCAACAGUUCUGUCAAGGAUCGGAAGAUGUUGUCCACUGCCCAGCAGAUGCUGCAGGAUAGCAAGACGAAAAUCGAGCUCCUUCGCAUGCAGAUUGUCAAAGUCACCCAGGCCAGAGAAGGAGAGCGGGAGACCACACAGCCAGAGGGUCGCCCAUCUGAAACUAUUAGUCCGCUUGAUUUGCGGGUGGAGGAGCUCAGGCACCAUCUGAAGAUUGAGGCAGCUGUGGCAGAAGGUGCCAAAAACGUGGUCAAGCAGCUUGGAGUACGCAAAGUGCAGGACCGACGUGCUCUAGCAGAGGCUCAGGCCCGUUUGCAGGAGUCCUCUCAGAAACUGGACCUUUUACGUUUGUCUCUGGAGCAGCGGCUUGGAGACCUUCCACAUGACCAUCCCAAACGAGCUGCCAUUAAAGAGGAGCUGACAGUGGGGUCCUCGCCUGUCGUUGGGUUGCAUAGAGAUCGCCUGCGCUCUUCGUCUUCAGCGUCCUCUUCACUCUUCAAACCAUCCAGCCUGACAGGGCGACUGGAGGUCAGGUUGAUGGGAUGUCAGGACCUGCUGGAGUCAGUUCCAGGCCGUUGUCGGGUAAGCAACAUGUCCUCUGCCCCUGGAAGUCCCUCUGAGUCCAAAUCACUAAGGAUGAGAACUGGUCUCUCCACCCGCAGCACCAACGGCAAGACCACCAAGACGGACGAGCUCUCAUCUGAGAUCAGUGCUGUAUUGAAGGUGGAUAACAAGAUAGUUGGUCGCACACAUUGGCGGCCGCUGAGUAAGGAGGCUUGGAAUCAGAGCUUUAGCAUUGAACUCGAACGGUCUCGGGAGCUGGAGAUUGCAGUGUACUGGCGAGACUGGAGGUCCCUGUGUGCCGUAAAGUUCCUGCGUUUAGAAGACUUCCUAGACAACCAGCGACACAGCAUGUGUCUUUAUCUAGAGCCACAGGGCACACUGUUCACGGAGGUGAGAUUCAUUAACCCUGUCAUUGAGCGGCAUCCUAAACUACAACGACAGAAACGGAUUUUCCCAAAAGAAAAAGGGAAAAAUUUCCUGCGGGCAGCGCAAAUGAAUAUGAACUUUGCCACUUGGGGGCGUCUGAUGAUGAGUGUGCUGCCCCCCUGCAACAGCACCAUCACCGCCCUGAGCCCUCCGCUGCCCGGCUCUGAACCCACGUCCCCUCCAUCUGUGUUCACGCCCCCUCCCUCUGGAGACUCAGCAGUUGUUAAACUGAAUUUCAGCGAGGAGCGUCCUGCCAAGCCCCCGCGCCUCCUCUUGGCAAAGAACCCUACAACUGACGAAUCACUUUCUGGGACUUCUACCAGAGUGAAUUCCUGUGAGGAUCGGCAAGUUCUCAAAGGCAGACCUGCAUCCCAGCCUACACCUCAGAGGAAAGAGGGGAUGCAGAUGGAGGACUUCAACUGCAUUUCUGUUUUAGGAAGAGGGCACUUUGGAAAGGUCCUGCUGGCUGAGUUCAAGAGAACUGGGAAACUAUAUGCCAUCAAAGCUCUGAAGAAAGGGGACGUUGUGACCCGGGAUGAAGUGGACAGUUUAAUGUGUGAAAAGAGGAUUUUUGAGACCAUCAAUGUGUCCCGUCAUCCUUUCUUGGUGAACCUAUAUGGGUGUUUCCAGACACCUGACCAUGUGUGCUUUGUGAUGGAAUAUUCACCUGGAGGAGACCUGAUGACCCACAUCCACAAUAACAUCUUCUCUGAACGGCAGGCUAGGUUUUAUUCUGCAUGUGUAUUACUGGGCCUGGAGUUUCUGCACCAAAACCGGAUUGUCUAUAGGGACCUAAAGCUGGACAAUCUGUUAAUGGAUUCUGAUGGCUUUGUGAGAAUUGCAGAUUUUGGACUUUGCAAAGAAGGUAUGGGACAUGGCGAUCGUACGUCAACCUUUUGUGGAACCCCAGAGUUCCUGGCCCCGGAGGUUUUGACGGACAGCACUUACACCCGCGCAGUGGACUGGUGGGGGUUGGGUGUGCUCAUCUAUGAGAUGCUAGUGGGAGAGUCUCCAUUCCCCGGUGAUGAUGAGGAGGAGGUGUUUGACAGCAUAGUGAACGAUGAAGUGCGCUACCCCAGGUUUUUGUCCCCUGAGUCGGUCUCUGUGGUCCAAAAGUUGUUGCAGAAGAACCCUGAAAAACGACUGGGAGCAGGAGACCAAGAUGCCAAUGAAGUGAAGAAACACAGGUUUUUCCAGGGCAUGGACUGGGAAGCCCUGUUGGCCAAAAGAGCCAAACCUCCGUUCCUGCCGUCCAUUAAAGCACCAGCAGACGUCAGUAACUUUGACGAGGAGUUCACGCGCCUGAAGCCAGUCCUGACCCCUCCGCAGACUCCGUUCUUCCUCACCGCCGAGCAGCAGGAGUUCUUUGCAGACUUUGACUUCUCUGCUUUGCACUGACUUCCACUCGAUUACACUCGGAAGGGGUUGUGACAUAUCAAAUCUUUGCUUUCUUUUCUCUCUGUCUUGUUUAUCCAAUUAUUCUCUCCCUUGAGUUAUGCAGUCGAAUCAAGUGA